CCAGAAUUCAAGAUGGCGGCAAGACUUGUUCACAGGUUUUCUUGCUUUGCAAGAUCGUUUCAUUCUACGGCUAGAAGAGAUUUUCUGAUUCCAAUGGUCAUCGAAUCAACUGGUCGUGGUGAGAGAGCAUAUGACAUCUUCUCAAGACUAUUAAAAGAAAGGAUUAUUUGCCUGAUGGGUCCAGUGUCAGAUGAGACGUCAAGCCUCAUCAUUGCCCAGCUAUUAUUUUUACAGUCUGAAAGUGCCAAGCUACCAAUACACAUGUAUAUCAACAGUCCAGGUGGUUCUGUUACAGCAGGAUUAGGGAUAUAUGAUACCAUGCAAUAUAUUCAACCUCCCAUCUCAACCUGGUGUGUAGGUCAGGCAUGUAGCAUGGGAUCUCUUCUUUUAACAGCUGGUACUCCAGGGUUAAGACAUGCUUUACCAAACUCUAGGAUCAUGGUUCAUCAGCCUAGUGGAGGAGCAUAUGGUCAAGCUACUGACAUAGCAAUUCAAGCUGAGGAAAUACUAAAAAUGAAGAAAUCCAUUAAUCAGCUUUAUGUGAAACAUACAGGACAAGAUAUAAAGAAAAUAGAGGAUAUGUUAGAAAGAGACAAGUUCUUGUCACCAGAGGAAGCUAAGGAGUUUGGUUUAAUUGAUCGUGUACUUUCAAGUGCUCCUUCUUUUGAUCAGAUAAAAAAAGAGCAAGAAAAGAAUGAUGACUAAAUAUGUUCUAAAUCAUACUUUGAAUGCAUUUGUGAAAUGAAGAUUCUAGUCACCAAAGAACCUUCAGUCUGUAAACCAUGUCAUGACAUGUCAUCACAAGAGACUGAUUAACAUCAUAACUUGAAUGCACUUUCUUUGGCUUACGCCAGAGGAAAAAACAUGGACUGUACUAUAAUGUGUCAAAAUGUUUACAUGUAAAUUUGUAUUUACAUUCACAAUAAAGUCGUGUACUAUUAUGACCUGAAAA
Molecule: messenger RNA, 952 nt
Organism: Actinia tenebrosa (Australian red waratah sea anemone)
Lineage: Eukaryota; Metazoa; Cnidaria; Anthozoa; Actiniaria; Actiniidae
Biological process (GO): protein quality control for misfolded or incompletely synthesized proteins
Cellular component (GO): endopeptidase Clp complex
Molecular function (GO): ATPase binding; ATP-dependent peptidase activity; serine-type endopeptidase activity
Source: RefSeq, a predicted model, not a curated record